CGCGGGGGUCGAGGUAGACGCGCACGGCACACGCCUCCCUCCUCCCCCUCUCCCCGCGGCGGGGUGGUGUGGCCCGUUCUGAGGAGGGCGGGGAGCGGCGCGCAGCGCCUCCCUGCUCAGUGACACACGCACCCGGGGCGGGGAGGCGGUGGCUGGUCGGCGAGCGAGCGUCGUAGCGGCGGCGGCGACUGGGAGCCGAGCCUGGAGCAUGGCAGGGACCGAAGCAGCUGUGGAGGCUGCCGCUGGUUUCCCCCCUUCGCCGGCUCCUCCCGUCCGCCGGGAACUUUUUCCAGCAGCCGGCGGCGGUGCCUCCCCCCGGUGGUGGUGGCAACGGCGGAGGCAGCAGCAGUGGCGGCGGCUACGUUCGGCGGUGCCUCCCGGGCCGGGACUGGGGCUGCUGGGGCUGGUUUUCUCUCGCUUCUGCUGCAGUGCCUUAGCUGGACCAAUUGUUGAUCCACAUGUGACAGCAGUUUUGGGGAAGAAGGUUGCACUGAAAUGCAUAAUUGAUGUAAAUGAAACGAUAACACAAGUUUCUUGGGAGAAGAUACAUGGUAAAACUUCACAGACUAUUGCUGUUCAUCAUCCUGAAUAUGGAAUAUCUGUUCAAGGAGAAUACCAAGGAAGAGUGUCAUUUAAAAACUACUCACUUACUGAUGCAACAAUCAUCUUAAAAAAUGUAACCUUUUCUGAUGCAGGAGAAUAUAUUUGCAAGGCAGUUACAUUCCCACUUGGAAAUACACAGUCAUCGACGACUGUAACAGUACUAGUUGAACCUGUUGUGAGCUUAACAAAAGGACCAAGCCCUCUAAUAGAUGGUGCAAAUCGGACAGUAGCAGCCACUUGUACAGCAGCCACUGGAAAACCUGCUGCGGAGAUUGACUGGGAGGGAGGUCUUGGUGAAAUGGAAUCCAGCUCUACUUUGUUUCCAAAUGAAACGGUGACAGUUGUAAGUCAGUAUAUGAUUGUCCCUACACGAUUUGCAAGAGGAAGACGCAUAACUUGUAUUGUGAGGCACCCUGCUUUGGAAAAGGAGAUAAGAUACCCUCAUGUGUUGGACAUACAGUAUGCCCCAGAAGUUUCAGUAACUGGCUAUGAUGGAAACUGGUUCAUUGGAAGAGAGAACGUUCAGCUCAGAUGUAAUGCUGAUGCAAAUCCAUUACCUAUGGAAUUUAUGUGGACCAGGUUGGAUGGACAAUGGCCUGAAGGAUUGCUAUCUGUCAACAAUACUCUACAGUUCAGCAGCCCAUUGACUUACAACUACACUGGGACUUACAUAUGUAAGGUGACUAAUUCCCUUGGUCAGAAGAGUGAUCAGAAGACUAUCUACAUAUUAGAUAUGCCAUUUAAGCAGACAUCUUCUGUUGCUGUAGCAGGGGCUGUGAUUGGAGCAGUCCUUGCUCUUUUUAUCAUUACCAUCUUUGUGACAGUGCUGCUGACCCCAAGGAAAAAAAGGCCAUCCUAUCUUGACAAAGUGAUUGAUCUUCCACCCACUCACAAACCAUCCUCAUGUGAGGAGAGACCAUCCUCUGUGCCACAGAAAGAAGCUAUGCUUCAGAAAGAACAUUUUGCUUUGCAAAGCCAGUACAGAGAGAAAGAUGUUGGAAACUUGGAGCACAUGAAAGCUGUGAAUGGAAGGCACCUUACUUGCGAGGAUGAAGAGCCACAGGAACAAGGUCUUCAGCAUAUGUAUCCUGUUUAUCAGCAAACAUACUACAAAAAUUGGAGCAGCAGAUACCCACAAAACUCGGGAUCUGGAAGAGUCUUCAUCAAUCCAAGGGAGCAUUAUGUAUGAUUCUGUACCCGGAUAUUUUAACUUUAAGAUACGAGGGGUUUAAUAUCUGACUGUAUGACCAAUAUGUCUUGUUGACUUUCAUCUCUAAAAUAAUUGGGUUUUUUUCCUGUGGGAAGAAAUUGCAUGUGAGUAUUUUAUAUAGAUAAACCCUAUGGAAUUUAAGAUUUGCUUCUAGCCUUUCGUAUGUAUUUGUUUUUGUAGUUAUAUCAACCUGCCAAAAGAGGAGAGCCAUUUAGCUUUAUUAACCUUCAUAGUCGUAUAAAUUAGAUUUGUUGACACAUGCCAAAAUGUAGUUUCCCUGGUUAUUUCAGGGAGCAUUCUCUCCCUGAAUGGAUAUUUUACAAUAAACUUACCAAUGUGAAAGUGAGUAAAUAUGAGCAAGACAACUGAAUCCCUGGUAACAUAAGCAGUCUCAGGCUGAGAGUUAUUUUUCUGUGUCCUAGAAAACUUGGGAUAAGUAUCAUUUUGACUGGCCUUACCUAUUGAUUUCUCAACUAGUUCUACCUCUCCCAGUCAAAUAAGCAACUAGACUACCUCUCAAAUACUGACUUGCUGUUUCAUAAUGCAUGUUGUGUUGUGUGUCUUCCCACCUUGUUAAAAGUGAAGCAAUUACCUUACAUCAGAAACUUCUUGUUUGAUAUUGAUCCUGGCUGUCAGUUGAUGUACUUGCUGGUUGUAGUCUCACAGCAGGUCUAUAUGAAACUUAGUUGCAGGAAGUAGAUGGCUAGACAGACAAAACUUGACACUGAAAAGUGUCUUACGUGUAACUGCAUCUUACCUACAAAUUGCUAUUUAGCCACUUUUCCAAGUAUGACUCCCAUGUUAAGUGUUGCAGAGUUUGUCUUGCUUGGUAAUAAAUACAUUUGUUCUUCGGUUUCUUCUCAGUUGGUGGUAAAACUGUCUGUGAUGUGUUCUUACACCUUAGCAAGAAAAGGAAGGCUUCAGUAGACUUCAAAUAGUUUUCAGCGUUGUCCUUUAAUCUUAACCAGUAGUGUGAAGUAACUGGAGAAUGUCCUGAUGUUCCCAGUGCUAUAACAGUAUUCCACAUUAAAUUUUAUGAGUGUGGGGUAAUGGUUGAAAAAUGUGCUCAGGAUCUUUUUAGAAAAAUAAGUUUUCCUUUGGUGUAAAAAAAAUUAAAUAUUUAGCAAGUAAAAAAAAUCUCUAAUGUAUUAGUGCUGAAAUGAGCUCACAGGACAAUCUUAAAGUAUUUUAAGACAGCAGAAAUAAGACACUGACUAAAAUUUCCUGGAGAAACUUAUGUGUAUUCUGUACAUAUAAGCACAGAAUAAUGAUUUUCAGUCAGACGAUCUUAAGACAAAAUGUUGAGAAGAAUGGCGAUGUCAUACUGAACUAGCUAGUGAUACAGAAUUAGUAUUAUUAAAUGUUACUUCUGCAGGUGAUUGGAUUUUUCAGACAGAGGGAAGAGUCAUAGUUGUAGAAGCAAUAGAACUGAAAGCUAGUAUAGUUAAGUGUGCUGCAGGCAGGAUGCUGUUAUAAAACCUGCAUUCGUAUCCAUCAUAGUACAGGUAACGAGAUCCCUAUCCACAGUAGGGCUAGGUAAAUAUUUCUGCUUUGUUACAGGUAGCAGCUGGAAGAUUAUGGCUUAGAUGCCCAUGUUCUGGACACUGUACAAGUAGACAUUAACUGUUCUCUUGCUAAGCAACUUUGUUAUAUGGUGUGGAUGAAGUUGAUAGCUGAAGGAAUGGCAAAGAAAAAGGUUGGAGAGAACCUGUUUCUCAAGAGCUUCCUUUAAACCACUGUCAACUUGCCUUUCUGUUAGGGACUGAGCACAUUCAUGUAAAUUGAGCAACUGUUUCCAUUUUGAAAGCCUCCUUCUGUAGUUGAGCCCCAAAGAAGGGCUUGUGUGCCCCAAAAAUAUUUUUUCCAAUACUGUCAGCUUAAAUAGCUACCUCUUUCCACAAGCAUUGCCUCAUCUAUCCUUACAUUACUGCAUCUCUAAAAAACAUCUAUUGCCAGAACAUGAAAAGAUGGCAGUGUCUUGGCCAAGUGUUAAAGCAAAUAGAAUGACAGAACAUUGAGAUUAACUAUACUGCUUGAGAUAAUUUGACCGAUAUCACUGAGCAAAAGUUCAUACAAAAAAUAUUUGGUUAUACAUUGUGGGCUGGUUGAAAACAGUGGUGGUGUGGUAAUGCUUCGGCUACAUUUAUUAGUAUAAUGUGAUAUUGAGCAGGUGAUCAUUGCAGUUCCUCUUAUGUUGGCAGACGAUGUAAAAAACCAAUUAUUUAGGGUUCAGACCUCUUCUACUGCUUUUUAUUCUUAUUUGCAGAUACAUUUUUGUUUGGGGAGUUGAAACUUUGAGGGAGGGAGGAAGGAAGAAUGCUAUCAACAAAGCUAUAAUUGCUUUUUUUGAAUUUGUAAAAAAUAGCUUAAAAAAUAAAAAUGUAGUCCAAUUACAUUGCCUGAGUUAUAUAUCAACAAACUACAGAAAGCUUGAAUUGAAAACUAUCCAUCAGCAUGUAGUUUGCCCUAAAGUCAUUAGGGAAAUAUGUCAUUGUGGUUAUUAACUGUGAGAAAUGAUAUUUUGUAAUCUGUUCAGGGACAUUUAGUGUGUUAGGCUUUUUGAAAUGUUACUUAAGUGUGGCUGGAUUUUGGGGGAGGGGAUUUGGCAUCGAAUGCUCUGAAGAGAACAGAAAAAUGUCUGCUGAUCAGGAUUUCCCACAGAAAGGAGUGCGUGUAUAGAAGUAAGUUUGAUCUGCUUUUUUUUAAGAUGUAGAAGAUGUCCUUUUUUAUUUUUGUACAUUUUCAAAUGUUUGUAUUUGUAUAUUGAUUUGAAUAAAAACAUUCAAAAUAGAAA
Molecule: messenger RNA, 4607 nt
Organism: Grus americana (Whooping crane)
Lineage: Eukaryota; Metazoa; Chordata; Aves; Gruiformes; Gruidae
Gene: NECTIN3
Product: nectin cell adhesion molecule 3
Exons: 9
Coding region: 209-1792 (527 amino acids)
Biological process (GO): symbiont entry into host cell; heterophilic cell-cell adhesion; homophilic cell-cell adhesion
Cellular component (GO): adherens junction; apical junction complex
Source: RefSeq, a predicted model, not a curated record